Catharus ustulatus (Swainson's thrush) is the source of this 7960-nucleotide messenger RNA. It is a transcript of the gene SLC5A3, whose product is annotated as solute carrier family 5 member 3. The transcript has 2 exons. NCBI's taxonomy places the organism in Eukaryota, Metazoa, Chordata, Aves, Passeriformes, Turdidae. The record is from RefSeq and is a predicted model, not a curated record. Gene Ontology annotation, molecular function: D-glucose:sodium symporter activity. The coding region runs from base 371 to 2521 and encodes 716 amino acids. Gene Ontology annotation, cellular component: plasma membrane. Gene Ontology annotation, biological process: transmembrane transport; inositol metabolic process; myo-inositol transport.
CCCCUCCCCGCGCCCCGCUCCUCCCGCCACUGGCAGCUCUAAGAUGCCCCGCUAUGAACUGGCUUUGAUCCUGAAAGCCAUGCAGAGGGGUUGGUACAGUAGGCCUCACUAAACUUAGCUGCAACUAAGAAUUUCUCCUACAUCAACUGAGUUAAGGCUGAUGCUCUUGUGGAAUGUGGAUUAAAAGUGCGUGCUAAGUUCCCAAAUUUGAGAAGCGGAGAAAAGUAAAUGUACCACUGCCACCAGCAUCAGGACAGCAAACCAAGGGACAAAGAAUUUGACCCGCUGUGUUGAUUUUGGUUAAAACUGGUUAAGAGACGUUGGCUGGGGGGCGAGAAGUGGACGUCAGCGAAGGCUUUUUGGUUACAAAAUGAGGGCUGCUUUGGAGCCAGCAGACAUUGCCAUUGUGGCGCUGUACUUCGUGCUUGUAAUGUGCAUAGGUUUCUUUGCCAUGUGGAAAAGCAAUCGGAGCACCGUGAGUGGCUACUUUUUGGCAGGGCGUUCUAUGACCUGGGUAGCUAUCGGGGCCUCGUUGUUUGUGAGCAAUAUUGGAAGUGAACAUUUCAUUGGGCUCGCAGGAUCUGGAGCGGCGAGCGGAUUCGCCGUAGGCGCGUGGGAGUUCAACGCCUUAAUGCUUUUGCAGCUUUUGGGAUGGGUCUUCGUGCCAGUCUACAUCCGGUCGGGAGUGUACACCAUGCCCGAAUACUUGUCCAAGCGGUUCGGAGGGCAUAGGAUUCAAAUCUAUUUUGCAGCGUUGUCUCUAAUCCUUUAUAUCUUCACCAAACUCUCAGUUGACUUGUAUUCAGGGGCGCUUUUUAUCCAAGAGUCGCUAGGGUGGAACCUGUACCUGUCGGUGAUCCUGCUGAUCGGAAUGACGGCGCUGCUGACGGUGACCGGAGGGCUGGUGGCCGUCAUCUACACGGACACCCUGCAGGCGCUGCUUAUGAUCGUCGGCGCCCUCACGCUCAUGAUCAUAAGCCUCAUGAAGGUCGGCGGGUUCGAAGAGGUGAAAAGGAGGUACAUGCUGGCCUCACCCAACAUCACCUCCAUCCUCCUGACCUACAACAUCUCCAACACCAACUCCUGCAACGUCAGUCCAAAGCCCGACUCGCUGAAAAUGCUGCGCGAGCCGACGGACGAGGACAUUCCCUGGCCCGGCUUCCUGCUGGGACAGACCCCGGCCUCGGUGUGGUACUGGUGCGCCGACCAAGUCAUAGUGCAGAGAGUUCUGGCCGCCAAAAACAUCGCUCACGCCAAGGGCUCCACCCUCAUGGCCGGCUUCCUGAAGCUGCUGCCCAUGUUCAUCAUCGUGGUGCCGGGGAUGAUCUCCCGCAUCCUGUUUGUGGACGACAUCGCCUGCAUCAACCCCGAGCACUGCUUCCAGGUGUGCGGGAGCAGGGCCGGCUGCUCCAACAUCGCCUACCCGCGCCUGGUGAUGAACCUGGUGCCCGUGGGGCUGCGCGGGCUCAUGAUGGCCGUCAUGAUCGCCGCCCUCAUGAGCGACCUGGACUCCAUCUUCAACAGCGCCAGCACCAUCUUCACGCUCGACGUCUACAAACUGCUGCGCAAGAGCGCGACCUCCCGCGAGCUGAUGAUCGUGGGCAGGGUGUUCGUGGCCUUCAUGGUGGCCAUCAGCAUCGCCUGGGUGCCCAUCAUCGUGGAGAUGCAGGGCGGGCAGAUGUACCUGUACAUCCAGGAGGUGGCCGAUUACCUGACCCCGCCCGUGGCCGCCCUGUUCCUCAUGGCCAUCUUCUGGAAGCGCUGCAACGAGCAGGGCGCUUUCUACGGCGGCAUGGCCGGCUUCGUGCUGGGCGCCAUCCGCCUGGUGCUGGCCUUCCUGUACCGCGCCCCGGAGUGCGACCAGCCGGACACCAGGCCCGGCUUCAUCAAGAACAUCCAUUACAUGUACGUGGCCACGGCGCUGUUCUGGAUCACGGGCGCGGUGACGGUGGUGGUGAGCCUGCUGACGCCGCCGCCCACCAAGGAGCAGGUGAGGACCACCACGUUCUGGGCGCUGCGGAAGCGCGGCGCGCCGGAGAGCGCCGGCAAGGCCGAGCUGUACCAGGCGCGCGAGAAGAGCGUCCUCAAGUGCAACGAGAACGCCAACCACAUCAUCCCCAACGGGAAGUCGGAGGAGAACAUUAAAAACGUCAAGCCCGAGGACAUCAACCUGCUGGUGACGUGCAGGGAGGACAGCAACCCGGUGAUCUCGGUGAGCCACUCCGAGGUGGAGACGCCCGUGGAUUGUUAUUCCAACGGACAGGCCGCCCUGAUGGGGGAGAAAAAGCACGAGGAGGAGGAGGAGGGGACUGACGACAAGGCGAGACAUUUGAAAUUCAUAGAUUGGUUCUGUGGCUUUAAAAGUAAAAACAUAAACAAGAGAGUGGUUCGGGAGGUCGAGGAAGAGACUGUUUGUUUACAAAUGCUGGAAGAGACUCCAAAAGUUAAACUAUUACUAAAUACUGGACUGGUCUGUGUCUGUUCAAUUGGAAUCUUCAUGUUUGUCUACUUCUCUUUGUGAGUGAAUAGUGAACUUUUAAGGGUAUGGCUUAAACAUACAGAAGUUGAUACAGGUCUCUGGAGAUUUUUGGUUUUUCUUUUCUUUUCAAACAACAUAACCACAACCCAGGCAUUGUUUACGCUAUAAUUGUGAGAUCAACUCAGCUUUAGCCUAUUUCGAGACCAUUUGAGAUGUGUUGUCCUCCCUCUGCUGAAAGCAGAACCUGUCCUGUGGUGGCUUUUUCUUUUUUCCCCUUUUGUGUUUGUUUUAUUUUAUUGUUUUUUUCCAUUUGCAGCACUAACCUUUUGUUUUUCUGUGUAUAAAUAUACCAAAGGCAGGCAGGUGGCUGUGUUUGAAGUCAGGCAGUUACAGCUCAGUCAGCGUUAAGUGAAGAUAACAGGUAAUCAGUUACCAGAGUGUAAAAUCUGAGUGAUUAAAGCUCUAUCAAAAGAUUUCUAAAUGCAGAGCUGUGAUGCACAUUUAUAAAAUAACUGUAUUACCUUGGCCAACUUAGCACUUUUUAAUUGCACUCACUGCUGUUUUUUUCUUCUCUCUUUUUUUCAGUUUCUCAUUUUUCUUCUGGCAACAACAGGAAGCUGUUUUGUCUCAUUUUAUAGCACUUAAAACAUGAUAGCUCUUAGCAGCUUUCUGCCUUUUUUCUUUUUAUACUGUGUAAGGAAAUUUUUGUCUUUUGAUUUUUAUCCACUGUAAAUUCCAUUACAGAGAAGUUUCUGUAUUAAAAAAAGAGAAAAAACUAAAACACAAAUAAGCCUGGAGAUGACAAACUGUCAAUGGAGGAGGAGGAAAAAGAAAUAUUCUUUCUGUGGGGUUUGUAGCAUAUUGAAAUUGAAGAACCCCAGAAUUUUUAGGGUGGGUUUGGGAUGUCCCUGGGCAGCUCUUCCAGGGCUCUGCCACCUCUGUGAAAAGAAAUUUUUCCUCAGGUUUAGGUGGAGUUUGUUGAGUUUCAGUAAAUGGCCAAAAAGACCCAUUCAGCCUCUGAACCUUCAGGACAUUGUAAGGAUUAGCUUCUUUUUGGGGAAAAAUCUGUUUGUAGGUUCUUCAGCAUGGGGAAGUAGAAACAUGAGGCUUUGCACGUCCUGAUAAACUGUUUUUUCACCCUGCAGAAGGGUUUUCCUCUGCUGUGUCUGGGAGGAGUCCCUGGUGCUGCAGGGGAGAACAGCUGGGAAGGCAAGGAAGAGGAGAUGGGAGAGGGAGGUGAAAGUGCUCCUUGUUUUCCAGAGUCCUUUUGCCCCACGGCUUCUCCCACUUCCCCUUCCACCCUGUCAAACUUCCUUUGGGGUUUUUUUGUGUUUUCUGAGGAAUCCCAGAAUCCCUGAGCUUGGAGAAGCCCUCCCUGGUUAUGAAUUCCAGCUGUGCCACAUUCCUUGGACAUCCCUUCCCAUGAGUGACCUUUGUGUGGAGAAAUUCCCUCCUUCCCUCCCUCCCUCCCUCCCUCCUCAGAGGAUCCAGAGGGAUUUGCUGUCAGGAGAUGUUCAGCCACGAUCUGUGUCGCCAAUUGAGGUCUGUCCUGUCCUCAGGAUUUUUCCAAAAACCUCAAUUCCUCCCUGGCACUCAGUGUUUGUAGGUCUGCAGAUGCUGAGGAUGUUUCCUGCUGCAGGAUGGGUGUCCAUGCAGGGAUGGGCAGUUCCCAGGUUGGUGUUCUCAUCCUUCCCUCUCCAGCACACAGUGGUCAUAUCCAGGCUUUGCAUGGAAAGAAUUCCUCCAGCUGUCUUUGCUCCUGAGCUCAUUCAGGAGAGAAUGAACCAAAGUGGGGCUGAGGGACCAUUCAGUUCAGGGUCCAGCUAUGUUUCCUUGGCACACAGACAAGAACCUGUGGGGGAAACCCAUUGUGCAGAGAUGAAAUUUGGGUCAAUCCUGCCUUUGACUGCUGGAGAAAGUUUGCUUUUCCAGCCGUGCCAUCCACGUGGCUUUUAGCAGAUCAUUUACAGCACAUUAUCAGAUAAAAGGAUUCACUUCUAUUUUUAGGGUGUUUUUGUUUGUUUUGGUGGUGUUUUUAUAUCCAUUAAAUCUCAUUCAUUCCAAAACUUUGACCAGAGGCUGAGCUGCCCCGCUUUUCUCCACUUGGUUUAGUUGUUGCUGCUGGGAAGUAGAACUACUCCAAAGUGGAAAACUCGGGAGUGUCGUUGCAAUAUUUGUAGAGAGGAAUCACCAUACCUAGUGCUGAUGUGGCUACCAAUGGGACAAGACACAUUUUGUUGUGAUUUAAAAUCCUAUUUAAGGGUGUGUGAAAUUAUCUCAAGUUGCUUCAUGAAUGGGCUGAGCUGUGAUGUAAAAACGUAGAGAAUUGUUUCCGCGAAGGCUAAAAUAGUUCAGGGCAACGUUGUGAGAUGAACAACAACUUGUAGAGGGUAAAGCUAAUUCUCAGCCCACCACUCUCCUCUUGCAGAGGCAGCAGUGGGCUGGCCAGGCUGCUCCUGCUGCCCCUGGACGUGCAGCUUUGCCACCGCCUGGCGAGCCAGGUGAGCUCAGGGACCCUUUGGCUCCAUCGCCGUCGCUGUUCCCCUGUGCCUUACGCGGGGCAGCCGAGCUGGAGGAGGCGCUGCCAGCGCUUCCCCCUGCUCCUUCCAGCCCUCCCUGACCCUCUGCUCCUCACAGGGGACACUGGGAGCCGGUGUCCCAUCCGUGGGGACAGCUCCUUGGCCGUGGAAGGGACUGCGGUCCCCCAGCAAUGCACUGCGGAGCCCCAGGCGCUCCAGCUCCCAUCCAUUCCCCCUCCCUUUGCUGAGCUAACGAGCUGCCACGUUAAUCACACUGCUAAUUGGCAGGCAGGAGCAUCAUGGAUUAUUAAUCUGCCUCUUAUUAAUCUGCCUCCCCCUCCCCUCACCCCAUCUUUGCACCUGUUGUGAAGCUUUGAAGCGAAUUCUUCCUCCAGUGCUUUUUCUCUCCAGGUGUUGGGUGUGCUGCUCUCCAGCCUCGCUGUGCCAUAGAGCUCCUGGAAGUUGCUGAUGUUCUUUGCUGCAUAAAACCACUCAAUAAAAGGCCUUUCUUAAUCAAUAAAGAGAUUUCUGAGGUUCCAAGCAAGCUACCUUGUGUAGGAGAAGGGAUUUUUUUUUUUAUAGCGUAAACAAGGCUUUGCUGGGGGGGGGGAAGUUGAUGAAUUUGGGGUGAAAAACCCAUUUUUUGGUCCAGCAGAACCACAGAGUGUUUCCCACCAUGGAUUUUGUUGCCUGGCCUCCUCCCCCUGGGUGGGGCUGGUUGUGCUUCUGUCUUGCAGCAAUGGGUUUUUUAUUUAUUAUUGCCUUGAGCUUAGGAUGACAAGUCUUGGAAAACUGAGUUUGGAAUGACAGCUUUUUUUUUUUUCUUCUUGUUACUUCCCUUAACUUAUUUUUUUUCUGGUAAGAUAUUUGAAUUUUGCUCCUGGAAGUGGUAGAAGCCUUUUAUUUAAAAAAGAGAAUAAAAUAAAAUAAAAAAGAAGAGGCUUCUUGAGAGUUUCAUAGUACAUUUUGGGAGACUGUUUUUAUUUAAGUUUUUUUAAAUGGCUGAUUUGAUGCUAUUCUCUGCCAAAGUUUAGAGGCUUUUUUGUUGUUUAAUUAUUUUUUUUUUAAAAUAUUUUUUCCUAUUUAGCUUUUAGGGAAAGGAAACAGUGCAAGAUUGUAAGAAAUAAAGAUGGCCUUCAGUAUAUUCCUUAUAUUGUGUAUUUUUUACUUCUCCACUUGUGUGUUCCCUGAUCCCAGAAGGGCCAAGAUGAGACUUCUGAUGAGAGUCAUGAGCCCUGUAACCGAGCAGAGAAAAGGAUUUAUUUCCACAAGGUUACAGUGGAGGGGCCAGAGCCACCCAGGGAGCUCUGCCAGCACUUAAAAGAUGCUUACAACUUUAAAACAGCUUUAUUUUUUUUAUAUAUCUAUUUUUUUAAAUCCUGAGAUAGAGGAGGUGUUGGGAAUUGCUCCCUUUGGGAGAACAGGAGACAUGGAAGAAGCUGGAGUUGCCAAGCUCCAGCUUUCUCAAGGAAAUCUUUGGAUUUAGCAUGUACAGAGAAGCAAAAUUACUCAUCUGUUAAUUUGGUAUUCUGUAUGUUCUGUGCCCUUAAAUGUAAUUGUUUUGAAAAUAAAACUAACCUUGUUAUGUGAUGUUAAAAGCAGACUUCUGUGCAAUGUUUUAAUUUUUUUUUUUGUUUUUUUUUAAAGAAAAUGUUUGUAUAUAAUUAAAUGGUUUAAUGUGCUUUAAUUGGCCUAAGGUAAAGAGUAGUCCUAGAAUGUAAAACAUACAUAAUUAGAAUUUCUGAUUUCACUGUGAGAUCUCUGAACUCUUGGGGUUUUUUUUGGGUUUUUUUUUUGCAAAGCGGUUUUGUUUUGUUUACAAAACACUUUCUCUUUGAUUUCUUUCCUGGUGUUGGUUUCAAGGCAUUUGCUUCACUUCUGUUCCAAUCUUGAACUCAUGGUAUAGUGACAUCUGGUGACACUUGGCAUUCUCAGUUCCACUGUGUAAAGUCAGAACACUUUGAGCAAAACCGGCGGUGAAAUGACAAUUCUGUGUCUAGGAGUACACGCUUUUCAAAUGAGGUGGUUAUAAAAAUAGUUGCUGUGCAAAAUGUUAGUAGUCUUCUUCAAGAAGAAAGCAAAAUUUUCUAAUCUCACUCGAGCAGUCUCUUCAUUCAUCAUCUUCUUUUUUAAAGCACAGUGUCAAAGUGAUGCUGCUUUACCUUGUAUCUCUGAGAAAAAAUGUUUUUUUAGAUAUCUGUGAAGUAUUUUUUGGGUUUUGUUGCUGUUGUAUUUUUCUGCAGAUUUUAUAUAAAAUACCAGUUAAUGAACUGCCUUUUUUCUGUUGGUUUUUUUUUUUAAACUCUCUAAAAUACAUUUCAGACCAAAACCAAAUGAUAUCAUAUAGCAUUUGAAACCUGCCUUUUUCCUUGUCCCUUGGUUGUUUUUUUGGAAAAAAGCCAAAUGGGCAUGUAGAUAAGAUCUCUAUAAUGGAUCCAGGUCUCUUUUGGUAAAGUGUUAUUUAAAGGUCUGUUAAGAUCUUAUAAGACAAUAUACUGAAAAAAAAAAAAAAACCUUUACUGUAGUAGGAAUAUAGAUUUAGAAGUGUUAAUGAGAUUAAUACAGCUUAAUUAUAUUGUAAGUUGCUACUGUCCUUAAUGACAAGCUUUUUGUCAUAGAAACGAUGUAUGAUAAAUUAAUUUUGGUCUAGUGUAUAGAAUUAUCAUAUUGCUAUCAAUCUUUGAAGUAAAUCUGAUGCAAAAUUUUCAUAGUUAGCAUUGCUGGCCCUGUGUAUACUGUUCUUUGUAUACUGUAUGCAUAUUAUUUUGCCUCCUGCAUUAGUCUUCAAACUAAAAACUCUUAUUAGAGAGUAUUUGGAUACUUUCAGACUGUGUUUCUUGCAGUUUACAUUCCUUUACCAUGGCAUUUUGUCCUGUCUCAAAGUAUUGUAUGGAAAUGUUUCAAACUUCUGUACAAAGUUUCAAUAAAAAUAGAGAAAAACAAAACAAAAAAAAAAACCAAA